Messenger RNA from Seminavis robusta, 1047 nucleotides. NCBI's taxonomy places the organism in Eukaryota, Bacillariophyta, Bacillariophyceae, Naviculales, Naviculaceae. The record is from the annotation of a GenBank genome assembly.
CUUGAUCUCAUUCUCGACUCGACUCGACUCUUCACUCGACUACCAGGUAUCACUCGAUCGUCGUCACGGUUGUCGAAGUGCACCCACAAUUUAUUUUUACUCGACGUCCACCAUCACGAGACUGUCACUCAACAACAAUCGCAUCGUAUCGAACCGAAUCACCAUGAGAUCCCAACGCAACACCAUCGACAAUGCCGGCACGCACCAGAUGAAAACGGAAAGCAAGGUUCACGCGUUCUUGGCCUCGCAGCGUCGCAAUUGCGAUGAAAUGCAACGAGCGGCGGCACGCGCCAAGGAACGACGCGAUAUGUUGGGCACUCAAAGGGACGCCGAGGAGAAGGCCGUCAACGCCUUGAAGGAGCAGCUUGACAAGGACAAGGAACAGAUCGACGGCAAAGCGGAAGAACGGUUGGAACGAAAGCGAAUGGAGCACAAAUUCCUCGAACGAGAGUACGACUUUCAACAUUCCGAGCUCGUCAACAAACGCCACAAGCUCGACAAUAUGAAAAAGAUGUUGGAGGAGGAUCGGAGCAAUCGCGCUCUCAAGCUGUCCAAGGAGCAAGAAGCCGUUCGUGGUCUUCGCGAGUACGUGAACAAUCAAAUCCACCACAACCAGAAGAACCAAGCCAAGGCGCCGAAAUUGGCCAUGAAACUCAUUCAAUUUGAAUUGAACGGCGAGUUUUCCGAGUGGGGUGUUUGGGCCAAGGUGUUGCAAGAAAAGGCCAAAGCGACGGCUCAUGAGGUGACCAAAGCCCAGCGUAAAAUCAAAGAGUCGCAAGCCAUCGUGAAUGGCUACGAGACACGCUUUGGUGGCGGAGACAAUGACACGGCCUGAGUGCUGGAAUGUCGAUGUGAUGGAAUAGAAUUCCAGUCAAGUAUGCUGCGGCGGUUGCUGUUCCAACCGCCCCUUUUUCUUCAGUGCUCUUUUGUUUCCACGGCUGCGGUAUGCUGCAAUCAGCACACGAUAUACGGUACAUGUGGGACUUGGAAAACGCAUACUCAAAUGAAACGAGAAACUCUAUUAGUUGUGAUUUGUCUAUGAAAGGU